AUGGCCAUGGCUAUGCAAAGUGGAAUCGGGAUCUCCAAGAUCCUAUUCAUUGCCGGAGCCGGUUACACCGGUACCAUCCUCAUCAAAAACGGAAAAUUAUCGGAUAUAAUCGGCGAACUUCAGUCACUGGUGAAGGGAAUGGAGAAGUAUGGCGAUCAGAAUGAUGAUGAUGGGGACAUGAGUGAUGUCAUUGCUGCUCAGGUGCGUCGUUUGGCCAAUGAAGUACGGCAGAUAGCGUCGAACAGGUCAAUCACAGUGCUGAACGGGGGUGGACAAAGUAGCAAUUUAUCAUCUCUUGUGGUUCCAGCUACUGUCUUGGGUGCUGCGGGUUAUGGCUAUAUGAAGUUCAAGGGCCUUUCAUUCUCAGAUCUUAUGUAUGUGACUAAACGUAAUAUGGAAGCUGCUGUUGCCGAUUUGACAAAAAAGCUGCAGCAUGCCUCUGAUGUCAUUGCUGAUGCCAAGAAGCACUUGACCCAGAGAAUUCAAAAUUUGGAUGACAAAAUGCGCAAACAAAAUGAGAAGACACGGCUAAUUCAGGAUGGAGUGUCUGAUGUUCGAAAGACUGUUACUAAUAUACAUGAUGACAUGAGCGACAUGAAACUCAAAGUGGCACAAUUGGAUGGAAGGUUGAAUAAAGUGGGUGAGAAUCAGGAGCUUGCAAAUAUGGGAUUGGACUAUAUUAUUGGGUUUAUACAGGCAAAUACCCGGAGAGUUCCCCACUCUUUACCGGGAACUAUUUCGCAUGAGCAACCAAAACUUCCUUGGAGGUCUCCUGGUAUGCUCACACUUCCAGGAAUUACAUAUCCGGGAACUCCAAAUUUAAUGGGUCUUAAAGACAUUGCAGAAUCAUUGUCUAGUUUAGACAGAUCAGCUUCAGAUACUAUUGGUUUGGAUAGGAUAGAACAGCAGCGAAAGCCUUUGUUGAGGUGUACUUCGACCAAGUGUUGA
Molecule: messenger RNA, 948 nt
Organism: Lathyrus sativus (Indian pea)
Lineage: Eukaryota; Viridiplantae; Streptophyta; Magnoliopsida; Fabales; Fabaceae
Source: the annotation of a GenBank genome assembly